AUGGACUCGUCGGUGGUGGAAAAACAACCGCAGGGGCCCGAGUACGAGCUGCCGCCGUGGCACCGGAUGUUCGAGCGGGAGUACCUGCUCCCGAUCGUGUUCUACUUUGCGAUCUGGCGCUGCGGGGCGUACUACGCGCAACGGAACUGCUGGAACGGCUACGAAGUGUCGGCGUUCACGCGCUACCGACUGCGUAACCUGACGGUGUGCCUGUUCCACGCCGCCUUCACCGCCAUCUCCACUCUGGUCUUCAUGGCCGUCUAUCCGGAUGUGAUGUUCCACGACACGAUCCACUGGUGGAGCGACCGCUGUGCCCACAUCUUUCUCGCCAGUCUCGCCUACUUCCUGCACGACCAGUACGACAUGGUGCUAAAUGAGUGGACGCCUCGGAUGGUCGAGCUCUUCCUCCACCACACCCUCACGAUCUUCGUCUACUGCGUGCAGCUGUCCACCAAGAAGUUCCAGCCGUACGCCUUUUGGGCGAUCAUGAUGGAGGUGAACAGUGUCUUUCUCCACGUCCGUGCCGUGAUGAUGAUGAGCGGCUGGAAGAACAUCUACCCCAAGACGUUCCAGACGAUUCGCGCCUUAAAUCUUUUGACAUUCCUGGUGUUCCGCUUCGGGGUGCAGUCGUGGCAAAUCUGGUGGAUUAUGGAGAAUCGGUUCAACAUGCAUUACUUCUACUUUUGCGUCGGGUACUACGGCGGCAUCGUCUUCCUGUGCAUCAACACGAUCCUGUUUGCCCGAAUCCUGUAUUCUGAUGGGUAUCUGUGCAAGCGGAAGAGCCUCAACAAGAGCAACACCGACAUGGCUAUCCAGCAGCUGAACGAGCCGCUGUUGAGCUCGUGGCCGCCCGACAGCCCGGAAAAGCAGCGAAAUGGGCGACGGUCGUCAAGAAAAUCGACCUCGAAGAGCGAC
Molecule: messenger RNA, 915 nt
Organism: Mesorhabditis spiculigera
Lineage: Eukaryota; Metazoa; Nematoda; Chromadorea; Rhabditida; Rhabditidae
Source: the annotation of a GenBank genome assembly